AUGGGAAGAGAAACUGGGGCUGAUGAUGCGGAUACAGUUGGACUUAUAUUGGAAGGGGCGAAACAAUCGGUUGAUUCCACGACACCAGCACCUCCAGGAGACUUUCAAGAGAUAUAUACAGGAGAAGAUUACGCAGAAAAAAAAUCCACUUGCUGCUGUUUAUGCUUUAAUAAGCGUCGAUGGAAGUGUAUUGCAAUCGGUAAGCAUACUCUCGGCGUUUUAUUGAUUUUGUGUGUUACCGUUAUUUGGGUAGGGUCAUCCGUAUGGAUUCAACACAUAUUUGGAGAACUGGAGUACGAGAAACCGUAUUUUUUAACUUAUUUUAAUACCACAGGGUUUGCUCUCUGGAAUUUGGGUUAUCUCGUGAUUCCAUCAUGGCGACGCAUUCCGUGGAAGACAACGGGGAAACCGGUGCCUAUUAUUUUUGUUGAUUCUCAUGUUAGGGAUGUUUUCGCUGGAUCUAACUCCAAUACUGCUGCUGUUACAGACGACAAGGGAAAAGAAGGGUAUGAGAUGAUAGAUAGUGUAGAAGUUUUUCCACCUACACUCGAUGACGGAAUGGGAAAUACCAGUACGAAUACUAAUAAGGAUGCUAAUAAUAAUAGAGCAGCAUCAGCAGGAAGAGGAAGAGGAAAUAGUGCUAUUGCUACCAAAAAUAGACUUCCAGAUAAUAAUGAUAAUGAUAAUGAUGAAGAGUUGUUACCUUGUGAUUAUGAUGGGGAAAUGGAAAGGAUUAGACCCUACAGCAAAUUCCAACUUUUUCGUUGUGCAUGUCUAUUUUGUCCGUUUUGGUUUGUGGCCAAUUAUCUUUUUAAUCUUUCACUCUCGAGGACAUCUGUUGCUUCUAACACUGUUCUUAGUUCUACAUCCUGUAUAUGGACACUUCUGCUCUCCGUCAUAUUAUUGGGUCAUCGAGUUUCUAUUUUCAAAGUGGGAGCUGUAGUGUUAUGUAUUGGUGGAUCUGUGAUGAUUGCUUUCUCUGAUGGUAAAAGUGGUUUAGCAGGUGAGGGUGUUAGUGGUGAUAUUCUUGCAGUUGUUUCUGCCAUGUUCUACGCUAUUUAUACUACUGUUCUUAAGUGGCUUCUUCCUGAUGAUGAUCGGUAUAGUAUGGCUAUGGCUUUUGGAAUGGUUGGUGUUGUGAAUCUUGUUGCCAUGUGGCCAGGUUUACCCAUUCUAGAUGCUGUUAAGUUUGAAAUAUUUGCAUUACCAACUCUCCAACAGUUCUGGCCUUUAGUAGUGAAUGCCCUUAUUGGGACGAACCUUAGUGAUGUAUUAUGGGCACGCAGCGUUGUGCUUACAUCACCUCUUGUGGCAACUCUUGGUCUAACGCUAUCAACACCAUUAUCAAUGAUUGUGGAUGCAGUGUGGCAGCACAGGACCUUCACUCCUCUUUACAUUGUUGGGGCAGUCUUGGUGACGGUGGGAUUCAUCGUGGUGAAUCUUGAGGAUACUAUGAUAGUAGCUUGUCUACAUCGUUUUUUCAGAAGAGUGGCAAAACACCCCCUUAACUCGUAA
Molecule: messenger RNA, 1515 nt
Organism: Trypanosoma theileri
Lineage: Eukaryota; Euglenozoa; Kinetoplastea; Trypanosomatida; Trypanosomatidae
Product: solute carrier family 35, member F5
Exons: 1
Coding region: 1-1515 (504 amino acids)
Biological process (GO): regulation of peptide transport; transmembrane transport
Cellular component (GO): membrane
Molecular function (GO): transmembrane transporter activity
Source: RefSeq, a predicted model, not a curated record